AUGGCUAAGUGGCAGAGAAUGGCCAUCCUAGGGAGAAGGAUCACAAUGGCCAAAAGAGAUGCUUCUCUUACCAAUGAUGUUGAUGCACUUCAUUGCUCAGUAGCAGAGAGAGGCCAUUUUGUGGUUUACACUGUGGAUAGCCAGAGAUUCACGGUUCCCUUGGCAUAUCUUGAUACCAAAAUCUUCAGAGAGCUCUUCAGAAUAUCUGAAGAGGAGUUUGGACUACCAAGAGAUGGGCCGAUCAUACUACCUUGUGACGCUGCAUCCAUGAAGUAUAUAAUGUCUAUGCUCGCAAGGCGGAUUUCGAAAGAUGUGGAGAAAGCAUUACUUAGCUCUAUUGUAGUCCCUCGCCAUUCUACAUGUUCAUUCGCCCCUGUAGGAGUUAGCCGAGAAGUAGCAAUCUGUAGCUUCUAA
Ananas comosus (pineapple) is the source of this 414-nucleotide messenger RNA. Its product is annotated as auxin-responsive protein SAUR36-like. The transcript has a single exon. Gene Ontology annotation, biological process: response to auxin. Bases 1 to 414 code for a protein of 137 amino acids. The record is from RefSeq and is a predicted model, not a curated record. Lineage: Eukaryota; Viridiplantae; Streptophyta; Magnoliopsida; Poales; Bromeliaceae.